AUGUCACGCGCUCGACAAAAUGAGCGAGUUGUUCUUGUUGAAACCGACGGUCAUGGUAAUAUCUUAGAUUAUGAUGUUGUUGACCGUCCAUAUCGAUCGUAUCUAGCUAAGAAAUCUUCAUCAGUUAAUCGUUCACAACCGAUAAAACAAUCACCAAAAUUCAAAGCAGUAGAAAAAUAUGACGCAGAUGAUUAUGAAGAUGAAAACGAUGAUAAUGAUUAUCAAGAGAGUAGAGGAAAUACAUCUUUCUCUAGUGGACUAGGUGGAAAAACACGUCGAGAUACUACUGUAGAAACACCGCCAACAUCUCGUCGAGUUCGUUAUGUUCGACCGAAAUCAACUGUUAAAAUUUUUCAAGAAAAAGUUGAUUGGAAUGCAAAUCCAAAAAUCGAUGCCCGUAAUGAUGAAGCUAUGGAAAAAAUUCUUAAUGCACCAAAGAAAAAGAUAUACCAUGAAAAACCUACAUGGAGUGGAAAACCAAAAAUUGAUUCACAUAAUGAAGAAAUUGUCGAAAAUAUUCUUCGAGCACCAAAACCAGAAAUAUUUUACGAAAAGCCUAUAUGGAAUCAAAAACCAAAAAUUGAUUCACAUAAUGAAGAAGUUGUCGAAAAUAUUCUUCGAGCACCAAAACCUCAAAUCUAUGAAGAAAAAAUCAAAUGGACAGCAGAUCCAAAAAUUGAUUCUCAUAAUGAAGAAGCUAUUGAACGAAUAAAAAGUGCACCAAAACCAAUUAUUUAUGAUGAAAAACUUAUAUGGCCAACUGUUCGUAGAACUGAUCAUUAUAAUGAGCAAUAUGUUAAACAUAAAGAACGUGAAAAAGUUUCUCACAAGGAAAAAAUUUAUAUUCAAAAUGCUCCACAAGAACGAAAACCAAAAAAUCAUAGAGCUCGUAUUGAUAAUCAAAAUCCAGAUUUUGAUGAACACAUAAAACGACAAAAAUCAGCGAAAUUACCUCCAAUCGAAUCUAGAAAACUUGAAUGGCAAAAAAGACCACGUAUUAAUCAAAAAAAUGAUGAUUAUAUUGAACGUAUGCGACAAAAACGAUCAAUACCUAUAAUUUAUCAAGAAAAACUGAAAUGGUUUACAAAAUCACCAAAAAUUAAUGCUCGUAAUGAAGAAUAUUUAGAUAAUUUAAAAGGACAAGCAAGACCAAAAAUUAUUAAUCAAUUACCUCGUUGGAGAUCUCAACCAAAAAUCGAUGCAUAUAAUGAUUCUUAUGAUCCAAGUUCAUACACUGAACCAAUGAUCUUUAGUGAAAAACUUCGAUGGCAUGCAAGACCAAAAAUCGAUACUGGUCUUGAACCAGAUCCUAACGAAGAUCAGUAUGUUGAUUAUGGUUUAACAGCUUGA
Molecule: messenger RNA, 1350 nt
Organism: Rotaria sp. Silwood1
Lineage: Eukaryota; Metazoa; Rotifera; Eurotatoria; Philodinida; Philodinidae
Source: the annotation of a GenBank genome assembly